This is a messenger RNA of Funneliformis geosporum, 218 nucleotides long. The record is from the annotation of a GenBank genome assembly. Lineage: Eukaryota; Fungi; Glomeromycota; Glomeromycetes; Glomerales; Glomeraceae.
GGUUUAGUAGACAAAAGGCUAUCAUGCCACCUUCUUCUAAUUCAAGCAAAACGGAUUUCCGAAGUGCUAAUAAUAGUUUGGAGAAAAGUCCAGCCUUUCGUAUCGGAUUUACCUCUCUUCCGAGCCGUGAAGUAAAUAUGGAAGAGGGCAGGGUAAUUAUAAAUCUCUGGUCAGUUAAUAUAUUUAUUAGUCAUUGUCUUUUAUAUUUCGUUGUUUAA